Molecule: messenger RNA, 1548 nt
Organism: Episyrphus balteatus (marmalade hoverfly)
Lineage: Eukaryota; Metazoa; Arthropoda; Insecta; Diptera; Syrphidae
Exons: 2
Coding region: 1-1497 (498 amino acids)
Biological process (GO): glycolytic process
Cellular component (GO): cytoplasm
Molecular function (GO): pyruvate kinase activity; potassium ion binding; magnesium ion binding
Source: RefSeq, a predicted model, not a curated record
AUGAAUGUCGAAAGUCUUGGAACAAAUUCUAAGCUUGCCCUUACUAACAAUAAGCUAUCAGUAGAAAUUUCACAAGAUGACACCGAAGAAACAAUAACAAAUUAUAUAAAAAGUGGAAUUUUCAAUUUUGGGCUGGAUCUUUUCUUUGGUUCGGUUCAACAAAAUUUGGAAGUAAUUGAACGGCUUAAAGAUGCAGCCUAUAAAGAAUCCAAGCUUUUGGAUUUCUCUAUUCCAUUUUCAAUAUAUUUAAAACUUAGUCCCAGACUUCAGUACACCGGAAAAUUUAAGAGAAAUAAAAUAAGCUUGAACUUGAAGCUUAACAAGUUGGUUGUAUUGACAACGAAUAGGGAAUAUGCUUCUAGAUCAUGUCACAGUUUGAUUUAUGUGAAUGCAAAGUUCCUGAUGCCCGAUGUUAAAAAAUGUGACAUAAUCCGCUUAGGUAAAUUCAUUCAGCUUCAAGUGGUUGAGACCAACCAAAUAAGUGACCAAGUUACAUGCAAAGUCAUUGUACCUGGGAUAGUUAAACCACGUAUGCUUGCAAGAUUCCCCAAACACAUCGAAAUGGCACAUUUAAAGAUUUCAUCUGAAGAACUCGAAGAUAUAACCUUUGCUAUUGGCACCAAUAUCAAUGUGAUCAUUUCACAUACACCUGGGAGUCCCGAGUACUGUAACGAACUCCACGGAACUUUAUCUGAACUUAAAUGCAAACAUUUUUACCUAUUUACUCGACUAACUUUUUCAUGUGUUGAAAGUUUGGAAGAUGCUAAAUGGAUUUCCAAUGGAUAUGACGGUUUUCUAAUAGAUUGUUCCGAUAAUUUCCCAGAAGAUGAAAUUAUCAAACUUUCACCUGGAGCUCGAGUUUUAAUGGAGAGAUCAUAUUACAAAAGAAAACCGAUAUUUUUACUAGGUUGUUGGUCAAAAUUUGUACAUCCUUCAGACUACUGUCAUGCAUUUCAACUCCCUGACAAAUUCAUUCUUCCAUGUAAAACUGACUUUCUUCGACUUUUUGAAGCAGUUUUCCAAAAACUAUCUAAAUCAGAAAUUUUGGAAAAAGACAUUUAUAAGAAGCCACAUAGUUCGAGCAGUUUAUUGGCUCGAGCGGUUUUAGCUGCAUCAUUUGAUUUCCAAGCUGAUGCCAUAAUUGUAUGUUCCAGUAUUGGCGAACAAGCAAUUAAAAUUUCUCAUUUUAGGCCAGAAGCUUUAAUUUUAUCCGUUACAACUUUAGAUAGCGUUGUUAAUUAUACAUCAAUGUAUCAUAACAUUUUGAUGUUAGCAUUUGAUAUGAAAAAUGAUACAGAUUUAACACAAAAAGAAGAAACUCAUCAGAAAUUGAUCCAUGGAGUGCGAUAUGCACUUUUGAAGAAAUUUGUUUACUAUUCUAGCACGGUUAUAUUGGUUUUUCAAAAGCAUAUGCAGUUUGGAUCGGCAGAUAAAUUUGCCGUUAUAAAAAUUGACAACGAUUAUGGGAAAACUAUUAAUAAUGUGAUCUUAAAUUAAAAAGUAAAAAAACAUGCAUUUUUUUAGUGCGAAAAAACUUGUGUUUCAUCG